AUGUCGAACAAGAGUGUUCGGGAGGACAUCAAGUCUUUCGUGCACGGUGAGAUCAGCAGGGUCCGGAUGUGGCAGAACAAGGACGCCGAUUUUCUCGCCGAGGUGGAGGACAAGCUUGUACAAGAGGCGCGCGGCAUAGAGAACGAGAACAUUCGGACAGCUCUCAAAUCUCUGCCGCCGGACAUUUUCGCUACUUACGAGCGUAUCCUGACCGACAUUCCCGAAAGAGACCAAGAGUUCGCUCGAACGGCGUUAGCAUUGAUCUGUAGCAAUACUGCGGAAAUCCUCGUGUCAUCAGGGCUCUACAAUGUCCCUUAUGGUGACAUAUCUGCCUACACUGUCGAGACGCUUCGAGAUAUAUGCGGUUGCUUGAUCACGCUGUCGGAGCGACGAAACGCACACCCGUCAUGCUUCACUCGCGACCACGAGACCAGAUUCCACCAAGUCAAAUUGGCUCAUUACACAGUGAAGGAAUAUCUAUUCGAUCCCACUACGGCCCAGGGGCCGGCUAAAUUCUUUGCCUUGUCACAGGACAUUGUCCGCAACAUUGACUUGACGGUCAUCUUCAACGGCCUCGGUCACUUGGAACUGUUCCGCCGGGACGGUGGCAAGUGCCUAGUCAGCCGCUACGGAGAGUACUGCUUGAAGAUGACGGAGAAUGCAGUGAUGACCCGACGUACUCAUAUUAUUCGCAACGAGGAACUGCGCAAGGAGACUGGCGUCCUGGCCAAUCUUGCUCUUCUGAACCGGCUUGGUCUGGCAGAGAAGUAUACUGAGACUUCUGCAUUCAAGGAGCUGCGACGGACCGAGACGACCAGAAUCUGGACACAGGAUUUCAAGCUGAAGGGCAAAAAUGCGGAGACUCUUCUAGGUUUCUGCGUGCGUCGACGACAGCAAAAGUCUCUGCAGCUCUUCAUUCGUGGUGGAGCCACCUUCAACCGUGAGAACGAGAUUCUACACCUUGCAAUGCACAUGCUCUACGAAAACGAUACCAACGGAAGCAGGACUCACCAGCUCCUGAAGGAUCUACUCGGGGCCUGCGCCAACCCCAACCCCAAGCCACGCACGGUCAAUGGACGACCAUCACCUCCUGAGAAGUCCCGAGGUGGUAUCACUGGGUUUGGCUUCACGCCGCUGCAGAUUGCCGUCAGCAACCUUGAGGAGGACUGGGUUGAGACCCUUCUAGAAGAAGGUGCAGACGCUAAUGGAACGGGCAUGCCGAAGGGGGCGUUACCUUCUGGUUGGGAUGAAGACGCAAAACCUGAGAAAGACCUCCCAAAACUCCGCAAAAUGAGCCUGCUGACGCCCCUGGAGAUAUGCGCCACAACUGUCCCUCCUUGGGGUGACGGAGGUGACCUGGUGAAUAUUACCAGACGUGACAUCGAGAAGCUUCUGAAGCGGUAUGGAGCCAGGGAUGCUGCCGAAGUAGAGGAAGAGAACGACCAGUCUGUUGUUGACAAGAUGGUCGUUGACCUGAUUGAUGACGUCGACGAGACACCUGCCCAGGAGAGCCCCAGCACGAGCUCGAUGGCUACGCAGGUGGCGAGUCCCCGGACCUGGAGAAACGAUUAUGAGACUGAGGAUUACAACAUGUAG
This is a messenger RNA of Anthostomella pinea, 1596 nucleotides long. The record is from the annotation of a GenBank genome assembly. Lineage: Eukaryota; Fungi; Ascomycota; Sordariomycetes; Xylariales; Xylariaceae.